AGCCCCACGCGCUACCUCACCGGCGCCUAGUGUGACGACGUAACUCCGCGUCAUGCUAACUAGCUAGCUGAAUGACGGCUACGAUUACUCGAAGGAGCGGAGCUAACAUCACCUUAUCCAUUACCAGGCUCAUCGAUACUGAGACACAGAGACAGCUGGGUCUCUCUCCCACGGUGACCACAGCCUGAGCCUCCGCCGCCAUGACGGACAACAAGCGCCUCGCUUUCUCCAUCCUCCAGUUCCUCCAUGACCAGCUCCAGUCAGGGAGUCUGACCUCAGGCGCCCAGGAGAGUCUGGAAGUUGCUGUUCAGUGCUUGGAGACGGCAUUUGAAAUCACGACCGACGACAAGACCCUCGCCGUCCCCAUGACGUUACCAGAGAUCUUCGCCUCAGCCACAGACAAGCUUCCAGUUGAGUCGCAUGUCAACAACAACUCUGCUCCUCCACAACCGCCAAACUCCCUCACCGAGGAACAGAGAGAAGAGGCAGAGGCGCUUAAAACCGACGGUAAUGACCAAAUGAAAGUGGAGAAUUUUGCAGCUGCUGUUGAGUUUUACUCAAAGGCCAUCGCCAUCAACCCUGAGAAUGCCGUCUAUUACUGCAACAGGGCUGCAGCGUACAGUAAACUAGGGAACUACGCGGGAGCGGUGCAGGACUGUGAACAGGCCAUCAGCAUCGACCCAAACUACAGCAAAGCCUACGGGAGGAUGGGUUUGGCUCUGGCCAGCCUCAACAAACACACAGAAGCAGCAACUUACUAUAAGAAAGCUCUGGAGCUCGACCCUGACAACGACACGUACAAAGCCAACCUGAAGAUCGCAGAGGAGAAGAUGGAAACGUCCAGCCCAACAGCAGGGAUGGGCGGAGUAGAUCUGGCCGGUCUGCUCAGUAACCCCGGCUUCAUGAACAUGGCGUCCUCUCUGAUGACCAAUCCUCAGGUUCAGCAGCUGAUGUCGGGGAUGAUGUCAGGAGCGUAUGGUGGGAUGCCAGGAGGAGCCAGUGAGGGAGGUGGAGGACUAGGUGGAGGACUAGGAGGGCUGGGAAAUUUAGGCGGACUAGGGGGAGGAUUAGGCGGAUUAGGCGGAUUGGGCGGACUAGGGGGAGGGCAAAUAGCAGCAGCAGGAGGGCAAGCAGGGGGAGUAGGAGGAGGACUCGGAGGAGGACAGGGAGGCGGAAUAGGCGCGGGAGUAGCAGGAAGUGCGGCGCCCUCCGGAGCCGGUGCUACGGGCGGAGAUUUGUCAGGACUGAUCCAGGCAGGUCAGCAGUUUGCUCAGCAAAUGCAGCAGCAGAACCCCGAACUCAUAGAACAGCUGAGGAGUCAGAUCCGCAACCGAACGCCCAGCGCGGGAAACGAGGAGCAGCCGUGACACUCAGACACGGUCGGACAGGUUUGCUUGUGGAUGAGACGAGCUGUUAUGGAUCAUUUAUAUCUCGAAGGACUAAAAGGAAGUUGUUUUUUUUGUUUUCCCCCUACAUCACUUAACAGCUGCUGCACGAGAGAACAAGGGGCUCCAUCAGCUUCCUUCAGGAGCUACGCCACCAAAAGAGAACCACUUCCCGCUUCUCUGUGUGGUUUUUAUAAAGCUGAUUUUGACAUUUACCACUGUGGUACCAAACACAGAUUCAUUCUACUGCAUCUGAAUACAUUGAUGCUCUAAUAGGAACAUGGCUAUUAAAACAACAGAGUUUAAAAACACAGACUUGACAUGUCUUCUUAAAACCACACAGCUGAAUUUCAAAAGUUUUGUCCAUUACCCUUUUCUGCUCUUAGUGUGUGUGGUGGGGGGGGAGAAGUGAGCGUAUGAGUGUAGGUUAAUUUUGCCUGCGUGUGUGUUUGUGUCACGUUGAGUUGUGAUGAGGCAGAACGCUUUCACAGUCUUGGCAAUUAAAAAGAGCCUAAACUUUU
This is a messenger RNA of Gasterosteus aculeatus aculeatus (three-spined stickleback), 1906 nucleotides long. It is a transcript of the gene sgta, whose product is annotated as small glutamine rich tetratricopeptide repeat co-chaperone alpha. NCBI's taxonomy places the organism in Eukaryota, Metazoa, Chordata, Actinopteri, Perciformes, Gasterosteidae. The record is from RefSeq and is a predicted model, not a curated record. Gene Ontology annotation, cellular component: membrane; TRC complex. Gene Ontology annotation, biological process: post-translational protein targeting to endoplasmic reticulum membrane. Gene Ontology annotation, molecular function: protein binding; molecular adaptor activity.